CUAUUUGCUUCAUAAACUCAGAUCGAUAAGAUUUUAUACCCAGAAUGCUGCCCGUGCAGACUUUUAUUCCUAAAGGGUAAACUUGUGUGAAUGUUAAAACCCUUAGCAAUGCAAUCCAUAGAAAAUGAUGGCUAACAAAAUAAAAGCCAUCUUUACAAAUUACCACCUGAAAUAAGAUGUCUCUCUUAGAAGCCAAAAAACCAUCUGUGUGUAAAAGUGAACCACUGACCAGUGAAAAAGUCCGGAGCACAUUUUCAGCCUUUCAAGGAAUUGUAAGUUCAUGCUAUGGCCCUUGUGGGCGACUGAAGCAAUUGCACAAUGGCCUGGGAGGGGGUGUUUGCAUGACUUCACAGUCCUCUGCUCUGCUGGCCCACCUCUCCAUCACCCACCCUGUUCUAAAGGUCCUGACGACCUCUGUUCAGGGCCAUGUGUCCUGCUUCAGUGACUGUGGCUUAUUCACAGCCAUUCUUUGCUGCACCUUGAUUGACAAUGUUCAGAAAAUGGACUUAACAUCCACCACUGUCAUCAAAUUGAAUAAGCAUCUUCUGAGCCUCUGUGUUAGUUACCUCCAGUCUAUGGACUGUGGUUGUCGAGUCCCAAUCGACUUUAGUAGUACCCAAAUGCUCCUUUGCUUGGUGCGUAGUGUAGUAACAAGCAAGCCUGCCUGUAUGCUUAACCGAAAGGAAGUAGACCACAUCAGUACUUUGAUUCUAAGAGCCUUUUUGCUUACAAUUCCACAAAAUGCUGGAGAAAAUGUUAUUUUAGGAAAGAGUGUAAUUGUUUCUUUAAAGUGUCAGAAGGUUACAGAUUCUACCGUAUUACCUGGAAUACUUAUUGAAAUACCAGAAGGUCAGUUGAUGAAGAAAUUGCCUAUCAAAAAAUCCGAUUCUUUCAAGGUAGCACUAUUCUGUACUUCUUUAUCUGGAGACCUUGCUGAUACUGGAGAAGGAACAAUGGUUGUCAGUUACGGGAUUUCUCUUGAAAAUGCAGCUCUGGACCAGUUGCUUGCCCUAGGGAAAGGGCUAGUUAGUGAUCAAGUAGAUCUAGUCUUGUGCCAAAAAGUCAUACAUCCAUCUUUGAAACAGUUUCUCAACGUGCAUGCCGUUACUGUCAUUGACAGAAUUGGAUUGGCUCUUAUGGAACCCUUGAGUAAAGUUACAGGAGCACAGCCGAUUGGCUCCCUGGGCUUCAUCUCUCCUAGUAGUUAUGGAAGUGUCAAAGACUUGCGCUGUACAAAAUUUGGCUUCAAACAUUUUUGGCAUCUGAUUCCUAAUGAAGAGACCAUCUGCUGCUUGCUUCUCUGCAACAGAAAUGACACUUCCUGGAAUGAACUGAAGCUCACAUGUCAAGCAGCACUACAUGCGUUGCAGUUAACACUCAAGGAACCAUGUGCCUUGUUGGGAGGUGGAUGUACUGAAACACAUUUGGCUGCAUAUAUCAGACACAAGACUUCGACCGAAUCAGGAAGCAUCUCUAGAGAUCACGCGUGUACUCAGACAGAAGUUGGACUGGUUGCUGAAGCCUUUUGCCGUGCACUGGAAUCUGUUGCUGGCUCUUUAGAACAUGAUGGAGGUGAAGUUGUCACUGACAUAAAAUAUGGACACUUGUGGUCAGUGCAGGCAAAUUGUCCCUCUUUGGCUCACUGGCAAGACGUGCUUUCCAGAUGUGGCUGUGGUCUGUAUAAUAGCCAGGAAGAACUCAGCUGGUCUUUCCUGAAGGGUACUCAUCAUUCUUUUGUACCAUAUACAUGCAAUCCACAAAAAGCUUUGGACUCAGCCACCAACCUGACCUUGGACUGCUUUGCUGCCAAGCUGAGUGGCCUGCAAGUGGCUGUGGAGACCGCCAAUUUGAUUUUGGACCUUUCACAUGUCAUUGAAGAUAAAAACUGAUAGAAGCAACUACCAUGUUCCUGUAACAAAAAAAGAACACUAUUUGUUGUCAAACUAAAUAUAUUUUGUGUUCUCCCAAAGUCCUCUGCUGUUUUACAUAUUUGAGUAGAUGAUUUGUAGCAUUUUAAAAUCCAUUUCAGGGAAAAGAAAUUAUUCUUCAGUAGGAAUACUAUAGACUAAUAAAAAAUAUGAAGCAUUCUGAUUAAGGAUACAGUAAUCUUAGGGGUUCCAUGGAUAACACUCUUCUAAGUAUAUCAUUGUUAUUUUGACUUCAUUCUAGGAACAUAGAGAAAUG
Messenger RNA from Suncus etruscus (white-toothed pygmy shrew), 2184 nucleotides. Its product is annotated as McKusick-Kaufman/Bardet-Biedl syndromes putative chaperonin-like. Gene Ontology annotation, molecular function: ATP binding. Lineage: Eukaryota; Metazoa; Chordata; Mammalia; Eulipotyphla; Soricidae. Gene Ontology annotation, biological process: intracellular transport; developmental process; chaperone-mediated protein complex assembly. Bases 177 to 1889 code for a protein of 570 amino acids. The record is from RefSeq and is a predicted model, not a curated record. Gene Ontology annotation, cellular component: nucleus; kinociliary basal body; cytoplasm. The transcript has 4 exons.